GAGGUGCAUCAGUUACUCGCCAGACUGUCUUUUGUGUGGAAGGGUGUGUCGGCUGAUUAUUAAGUUAAAAUUUUUAAUUUUUUUUUAUCGACUUCGUUAUAUCGCCCUUCUUUGUUUGCGUGUUGAUUCCACAACUUAUCCUGUCUGCUCUGACGCUUAGAAAAUCUGGGAUCAUUAAAAUGUCAAAAAACCCCGAAGUGGUCGAGCACAAAGAACGCAACCAAAUCGUUCAUAUCCGUGGCGAUUCAGAUUCCGAAUUACAAGCCUUGUUUGACAGCGUACUGAAGCCUGAUGCUCAUAGACCAUUGCAGCUGCCAUUUCGGUUACGAAAUCUGCCAGAUUCUUUUUUUAAACCACCUCCAACUGGAUCUAAGUCACCUUCUGUGGCAUCUAAUUCUCACAGCCGAGAAAACAGUACAGAUUCAGGGCAUUUUGCUCUGAAUCCUUCACCAUCAGCUAACAUUCACCAUUCGAGAGCACACAGUUCUCCAGCAUCACUCCAACAGACUUUGGCAGCUGGUCAACAACGUCCAGUACACCAGCACUUGAAGCAGCAGAGUUGUGACCUAAGUCUCGAUCACUUCCCACUUCCUGAAGGAUGGGAGCAAGCCAAGACACCUCAAGGACAAGUUUACUUUCUAAACCACCUGACUCAAACAACAACAUGGGAGGAUCCACGCAAAAAGCUAUUGCAACAACAAAUCCAGCCCCUGUCUCCAGCUCCGCCACCUAACAUGGUGGCUCCACCUUUACUGAGUGCCGUUACGACCCCCGUUGCCGGAAGCAAUGCAGCGGCUGUGUUGGCAGCCUCUCAGCAAGCCUUGACCCAAGCUUUGGGUCCUCUACCAGAGGGCUGGGAACAAGCAGUGACACCGGAAGGAGAACUCUAUUUCAUAGAUCAUCACACUAGAAAGACUUCAUGGUUUGAUCCACGGCUACCGAUUCAUAUGCAGAAGCCACCCAUGGUACACGCGGCAGGAGCACAGAGCGUGGCCGCUUUGCAGCAACAACAACAGAUUACUCAGCAGCCAGCAGCUUCGGGUACUUCACAGCCAACUCUGACGCCGGCCCAGGCAGCCCAGCAACAAUUGAGGCUUCAAAAACUACAACAGGAACAGGAUCGUUUAAGACAGAGACAACAGGAAAUUAUAGCAAUGAUGGAACGAGAGACUCGCGUACGCCAGCAAGAAAAUAAUUCCGGCUCUCAGCAGCAAACAGAGUUCGCCAUGAGGCGGAAUCCCCUACAUUCGCAGUCAAAUAGCAACAGCAGCGCAGCCAAUGAACUGAGCUCGAACACAGCCGAUCCGUUCCUCAGUGCAGCAUCGGCUACUACUACGGCCGUCGUUUCACAUCCUUGCGCCAAUGGGGCAGGCAAUGGAGCAGCUACCAGCAUCGCGCAGAAUUCGACGGUGCCACCGUCGUCUUUAGCCACCGAUUUUCACGCUCGUCAAGAAUCAGCUGACUCUGGUUUGGGAAUGGGUGGCAGUUACAGCUUACCUCAUACACCCGAAGAUUUUCUGGCCUCUAUGGAUGACACAAUGGACACUACCCUCGAUUGUCCUGCUUCUGUAGGCACUGUUGACAUGAACGAUAUGAACGACAUGAAUGGAGGAUUGGAAACCGGUGAUCUACCUGCCCAUAUGGAUACUACUGACGACCUAGUGCCGACUUUAGACUUAGGAGAAGAGUUGUCGACGGACAUCUUGAAUGAUGUUCUUUUGAAUUCAAACAAAGUCGACAACGUCCUUACUUGGCUCUGAAGAAAAACAUUGUUGCAUUUAGUUGGAUCCCAAGAAUUUUUAAAAUUCUUCGGUGGCGUGCCAGUAUCGUUAAUGCUUUUCUUCAACUCGACUUUGAAGCUCAUGCAUUUAGCAUAUGGUACGUCGAAUGACAAACCGACGUUUCGCUGAAAAAUUUACGCCAACCGAUAGAAUGGGAUUGAUCAUGAAAAAAAAAAAAAAUACGAAACGCUAUCUUACAAAAGAUAAUAGAACUAACCACUGUCGGUAGAGUUAAUCAAAAACGGUUAGGUUUCGGAAGUGCAAAAAAAGAAGAA
This is a messenger RNA of Daphnia magna, 2056 nucleotides long. RefSeq names its product transcriptional coactivator YAP1 (gene yki). The record is from RefSeq and is a predicted model, not a curated record. NCBI's taxonomy places the organism in Eukaryota, Metazoa, Arthropoda, Branchiopoda, Diplostraca, Daphniidae. Gene Ontology annotation, biological process: positive regulation of transcription by RNA polymerase II; hippo signaling. Gene Ontology annotation, molecular function: transcription coactivator activity; protein binding. Gene Ontology annotation, cellular component: cytoplasm; nucleus. Bases 180 to 1760 code for a protein of 526 amino acids. The transcript is spliced from 8 exons.